UUUUGCUGCGUGAAAGGUCGCACACGUCGACGCGCAGCUUCUCCGAGAAGCGGCGGUGGUAAAUGGCGAGCUCCAGUACAACGAGCCAAGGAGUCGUGCAUCAGUUGCCCUCAUGGGGACGACCCGUCGGAGGAGACACCGAGAAACUGCGCCCGAGCCAACUUCUACACGACCUCACAGCCAAAUCGUCCAAAACAAUGCGCGGAACAACUCCCCACAUUAUUGAAUUCACGAAACUCGAAGACCACACCACUCAAACCACGUCGACGGUGCCGAUCGACCGACCUCUCUUCGAGCCCACGCCUGGAGCAAUUCUAUUUGACGAGUACAUUCCAUUCAAUACGCAUUAUGCAAAGCUAUCCCUUCGCAACAACGACUCGGUCGCGCGGCGGAUCAAGAUCCUUCCGCCAGACUCGCCUUUCUUCAAGAUCAAAAAGUGUACCGCCCACGACAAAGACGGAAAAAUUGCUGCAGGGAUGGAGAUUUCGUUUCAAAUUGAAUUUCUUCCACAAGAGCGCAAGGAGUACGCGCUCGAUCUGGUGUGUUGCACAGAGCGCGAAAAGUUUCUCGUCCCGAUUCGAGCGCGGGGGACAUUUGCUGCGCUGUCCUUUCCCGACGAGAUCGAUUUUGGGUCUUGCCCGGUCAAGAUCAAGUGCUCCAAGGUCAUGACAGUCCAUAACAUCGGGACAAAAGGUGCCAAGUUUGUCUUUACAACGACGCCGCCCUUCAAGAUCACGCCUCAAACGAUGUACCUCGACAUCGGAGCGGCGAUUCAAAUGGAGAUUGAGUUUAUCCCACAGCACACACGGGAGCGCGAAGGAGAGCUUGAGAUCCGCGACGACAGCGGUCGUUGCUCGUACGUCAGACUAACGGGCGAAGUGACGAACCUCGAGGUGUACUUGAGCCAUCCCAUGGUCGAACCCAGCCCUGCCUACAUCACGUUGAGCUCCCGCAAACGCAUCAAAAUUUGCAACGGGAGCGACCACCCCGUCGAGUUUACAUGGAAGGCGUACGCAGGCCACAAAAACGAGCAGAGCGAGCGCGAUCGGCUGCUGUCAGAGUUGCAUCGCAUGGAGCUGGCGGAAAUGGACGACCUGCAAAAGUCCACGGGGCCCGAGGUCGAUGCAGAACAGGUCGACGCGGUUGGGAUCUUGCAGCGCAAGUACAAAAAUUUGCGAAAAGCCGUCGUUGAAGACCCCAUGCACUUCCUGGACGAUUGUUUUCAAGUCGAGCCGGCAACUGGCAAGAUUUGGGCCCACUCGGAAACGGAAAUCACGGCUACGUUCAGUCCGCGAACGGCUGCGUUCUACUCGUGCACGGCGUUUCUGGACGUGUCGGGGCGAGACACGCGUCUGCCGCUGCAAAUACGAGGCCAGGGCAUCGGCCCCAAAGCGUCGAUUCUAUACGACGACCUGUUUGACUUUGGCGACGUCUUUAUCAACGACCCGCAAACCCACGACUUUAGCAUUCAAAAUCGCGGCGAAAUCCCGGCCGAGUUUGCGCUGCUCGACGUGGCGCUUCCCCACGGCGUCGACAUUCACUUUGAGCCGAGUUCUGGAGUGUUGGGUAUCAACGACACGUGCAAGAUUUUCCUCACGUUCUGCUCGGCCGUCCUGGGCGAGAUCAGCGUCAAUUUCAACUUUAAACUGAACGGGUCGGACGAACUCCUCCGCGUGCGGUUCCGCGCACACGUGAUUCCGCCCAUGUUUCAGUUUGACACGGACAAGGUUGACUUUGGCAUUGUCAGCUUUGCCUUUCUCCAAACAAAGUACGUAACGCUGUGCAACACGUCGCGAAUUGCCAUGGAGUACCAGCUCCGGAUUCCCCAAGACGGCCUGUACAAACACAAGGAGUUCCAGUUGACGCCGUCCGAGGGGACGUUGGCGCCGUUUGGGAAGCAAGAAAUCUGCAUCGACUUUACGUCCGUCAACGUGAAGCAGUACGAGUACUUUCUCGUCGUCAGCGUCAAAGGCGUCGGGUCCGACUUGUUGAACGUCCCGGUGACCGCCCAGUGCUUUGUGCCAGAGGUACUCGUCGUCCGGUCCGAGCUUGUCUACGGCGACUGCUUCUUGCGUUACGCCCACUACCAAACGCUGAGUUUGACCAACAUGAGUCCGUCCCUCCCAGCCAAGUACGACUUUGUCGACCAAGACGACCAUUCGAAAGUCGUCGCGGCGUUCGUGCCAAACGAGCUCAGCGGUGUGAUUCCACCCAACUCGACCAAGGAUAUUCAAGUGGCACUCAUUUGUGAGAAACUCGGGAGUAUUCGCCUCCCCAUGCACGUGCGCAUCGCCGGAUCCAUCGACUUGCCCCUGGCCGUGACCUUGAGCGCGCUGGGGAAAGGCCCUAUCGUUGAAAUCGACUGUGACUCGAUUGAGUGGGGCAAUUGCUCGUGCUUGGUCGACCAUCCCAAGAGCAUCGUUGUCGUCAACAAGAGCUUGAUCCCUGCCUCGUUCAAGACGUUUAUUCGGAACGCGCGCAGCAAGUUCGCCGUCGACAAGAAGGACUGCCUCCUCGCGCCAAACGAAAAGGUUCAACUCGUCGUGACGGCCAACCUGGACGACACGGUUGUGUUCAAGGAACAGCUCCACAUCCUGGUCAUGGAAGGCGCAAACAUCUUGAUCCCGCUGAGUGCACGCGGCACAGGGACUACGAUGUGGGCGCCGACUAACAUGAGCUUGAUCGACUUUGAGUACCAAAUGACCCACAAGCAGUGCGAGUGGAGCUGCACCUUGGAGAACAAGGGAAAACGAGGCCAAAUUCUCACGUGGGUCAACAAAACUGUCAAGCAAGCGCAGCUCGAAAUGCAGCAAAAGUUCAAAGCGCUGCAAAAGAUCAACAGCAAGGCGAGCCUAUCGAAGGAGAACGUGGACGGUCCGCUUCCAAUUUUUACUGUGUUUCCGACCACGAUCGAGCUCAAGCCGCGAACGGCGUGCACAUUCUUCUUUCGAGGCUUCAGCAGCGCCCCCGGCUUGAUCAAGGAAGAGCUUGUGUGUGAGACACGAAUCGGGCAGGAAAAGAACCCAAAAGUCGCGUUUUCGACUGAGAUUUGCGCCAACUUCAUCAACCCCAAGAUGGAGACGUCCCAGGCCACCGGCAUGUCGUUCUCGUACGUGUAUGCCCCGAACGUGGAAAUUGAGACCCAGACACGACCGCUCGUCUUUACAAACGUGUGCGAACUACCGCUCACUUUUGUGCUCAAGACCCAAGUCCCGUUUGCCGUCGACAUGUGGGAGGCGGUGCUUCAGCCCCAGGAGAGUGUUGCGCUGAACGUUGAGUUUUACCCUGGCUACAAAGAUGACCACAUCAGUCGCGCGAUCAGCGGGAAGCUUGUCACGUCGUACUCGGGGCAUCCCCAGAAAGACACCAUCGACCUGAAAGGGGACAUUUGCUUCCCCAACCUCGAGUUUGAGUACUCGCGAAUUGAUUUUGGGAGCAUCUUGAACGACACGCAAAAGUCGCUGUCCGUGAAAGUGACCAAUAUCUCCAAGGUCCCGACGUCCUUUCACUGGGUCUUCAUCGAAGACGAGAAGGAAUCGCGCGCGAUGGCGACGACCAAGCGUCCAUACAUCCCCAUCAACCAGGUCUUUGACAUUUUGCCGAUUCGAGGUGUCCUCCAGCCACAAGAAACCGAGUCGGUCGAGUUCAUCUUUUACGGCCAUGCAAACCGAAAAUUCAAAAGCAUUGUCGCGUGCGAAGUUGAAGGUGGCCCCGAGUACGAGCUUACGCUGUCCGGGGAAGCAUCGUCCGUGAGCUACCGGUUGGAUCGCCCGUAUAUUGAUUUUGGGCCAGUCGUGUACAACAAGACAGAAGACCGCGAGUUUUGCAUCUUGAACUUGGGCAAAGUUGCAUUUAGCUUCACUAUCAGUUUGGACAAGCUCAGUCGACCAGGGAUAGCCGAAGUCAGCCCGAUGUCAGGACGAAUUUUUGCCAACGACAAGCAGCGCAUUUCCGUGCGCUUCCGCCCAGGUAUUCCCGAAAACAUGGUCGAGACGUUGUGGCUUGAAGUCGCGCACUUUCAGCCGGUUGAGUUCAAAAUGUAUUGCCAUGGGAUUUUUGCGUCUCUGUCGGCCAAUUUGCCUCGAGGAAACCAUCCAAAUUGCUCUGUGAACGGCGUGCAGCCAAAAUGGCGCGACUUGCUGAGGAUAGCAAAAGACAACAUCGAGCACCCCAACUUGGACGCCAUUCCACCGACAGUCGCAACGUGCGAGACAACCACUCUUGGCCUAACGCGGCCCAACUCGAGAGCGCCGCCUCCGCUUCGAGCGAACACCAAUUCGACAGGUGCCAACAACGGCAUGAGCACGGACCGUGGCAGCAUGUCGUCGCGCAUGACGGGGCGGACCACGUCGAGGUUCACUGAGCGCGUCACCACGACAGCCCGCAGCACGACCAAAACACUGGCGGGGUCGCCGUCGAAGGAACACGUUUUCGAUCCGUUGGCAAAAAUGACGAGUUUCGAUGAGCUCGAUAUCGACACGGAAGCGUGCCGCGUACUCUUCGUGCAGUAUCUGCUCAAGUCAGGACCGGAAGUGGCAGCAAUGGAAGAAUCAACAGCGGCGGAAGAGCCCAAGGCACUGACAGUCCCGACACUUAGCAUCGCCAAACCGGCGCUUCCCCUGCCUACGGUGACGCAAGAGUCAAAAAAAUCCAAGAAACCCUCCAUGGAGGACGGCGUCGAAGACAUUGUGGCCAAAGCGACCAACACGGAGUUCAUUCUCAGUCAGUACAUUCUCGACUUUGGAAACGUCGUGUCGGGCACCCACCGCGUGAAAAAAUUCCUGCUGACAAACACGGGCCAAGUCCCAACGAGUUUCCAGAUCGACAAGAAUCUCGCUCUUGCGCGUGGCUUUUCGAUCGAACCCGAGCGCGUGGUGCGACUCUUGGAGAAAAAAUCGAUCGAGUUCACCGUCACGUUUCAAGCGCGGAAGAACGGUCGUCAUGGAAGUCACGGCGCCAACAUCUUUUUGGAAGUCAAGAACGGGCCGUGCAGCCUCCUCACGCUCAAGGCCAACGUCACCGUGCCAGAUGUUGUGAUCUCGCAGGACACGCUGGAUUUCGGACAAGUGCUCGUCGGGCGCUCCCACGUUGUGUACACGCAAUUCCACAAUACGAGUCCGGUGGGGGUCGAGUGGAGUUUGAAGAAACCGAUCGGGUCGUCGCGGGAUCUGAGCUACUUUCGAAUGGAGCCCCAAAGCGGGCUCCUUCACCCCGGCACCCGAUGCAACGUUCGCAUCGAGUUCAUUCCGCUGGAAGGACGACUGUACCAUGUCAAAGUUCCUGUCAAGAUCAACGCAAAUCCACGAACAAGAGCGAUCAGUUGUUCCGGCGAAGGGACCGAGUUGCGUGUGACCUUCAGUCCGCCCAUGGCGGAGCUGGGACCACUUCUGCCAUUUGGCACACCAGUGGAAAAGUUGAUCACGAUGAAGAAUGACUCGGACUAUGCUAUCGAGGUAUACUCGUUGGACUUUGACCAGCAAUACAAAGACGAAGAGGAGAUCCUACGAAACGCUACGGGGUACUCGGACGAUGACUUGCUUCGACUGCCCCUUCGCUUGCCAGGCGACUCGUUGCCGCCAGAAUUACUCAACCAAGCUGAUGCUGCCGACGGAGCUGGCGGGCCGACGGUGGCAAUUGCCACGCGGCGGAUGAAGCAAGAAGCCGCCGACUACAUCAUCCUCGGUCCACCAUGCUGCGGGAAAACCACCCAGGCACAGCUGCUGGGUGAAAAGGAAAACUUUCCUGUGUGGACGAUCGAACAAGCCGUACUAGCUGCAAGCGUUGAGGAGACGGACGUGGGCAAGACAGUUCGAAAAGCACUGAAGCUUCCGUUGAUUCCGUGGGAUAUGCCCCCAGUCGAAACCCCACCGCCAGACGAACACGUGGACGUCCAUGACAAGAAAAAGAAAAAGAAGGAAGACGAGCACGAGGUGGUCGUCGAGCCCCCGCCGCCCGUCGUGGAGGAAAUAGUGUUGUUCACAUGGGAACUGCUUCGAGAUAUCCUGGAACGGCGCAUGGCGAUGGACGAUAUGAGCAAUGGCAGUGUCUUGGAUGGGAUGGAGAAUCCGUACCUGCCUCCCACGGACACGUACAAAGCAAUUGCGCAAGCUAUGGAAGGUGCAACGAUCUUGCUCUUUUCCUUUACGGAAGACUUGUACGAGCAGCUCGUCAGCGACAUGAUCAAAUCGGUCAAUGACAAACUCCAUGACCUCGAGAUGACGUCGGCGGCCGACGAGCUCCCUCCCGCCGUCACUAACAACGAAACACUCGACAUUCUCGAGGAGGAAGUGGCCACGUCGCCGCCGUCUCCCGAGACUUCUCCUGACUCAGUCGCACCAGAUGACGUUGGCGAAAUCCAGCGCAUCCACGGGAUUCUCGACAAGUUGCAUUUUCAACUCGAAAACGGAACGUUUGAAAAGUACACGCACGCCCAAGUUGCAAUCAUGGAGAAAAUAAAGGCAAGCUUGCUGACACCGCCCGUCGACGACGAACCCGCCUUUUCCGACGCAGACCCGACACUCAGCACUUCGCGCAGUAACUUAAGUCAAUUCUCGACAGAUUUUGACGCAGUCCCUCCACCCACGACGACCACGUCAUCCCCCUCGACUGCUCACGAACGUCCUCACGGUGGCGACGAACAUGUGCCCCCGCUGGAUGGCCAAGAUGUGUCCGCCGCGGACACUCAGAAGACGAACCGUGUGUUAGUUCUGAAUGAAGUCAGUUUCACCGAGUAUGGCCCGCCACUUGUCAUGCAUGGCGCGCUGCAUGCCGCCAUUGAGAAAUUCACCCGCGAAUUGCAGUCGUCCCACUUGGUUGUGCCGCCUCCAGCGUCCUACCAGCUUGUAAAGAGACCGUACUACCGCAGUUCGAGGAAACCUGUCGUUCGAUUUCAAAUUGCGUCCGAGAAGAUGCGUUGGAUUUUGCCCCCGCGUGGCGAAUGCUCGUUCUUCGUUCAGUUUUCCAGCAACGAAGUUGGCACGUACGACAACACGCUCGGGUUUGAAAUCGUCGGCGGUCGACGGGAAGUCAGUUUGUUCUGUCGGGCUAGCUGCGCCGUACCCACCAUCAACAGCGACCCGCGGAACGUGUUUAUGAGUCGCGCCAAAGCCAAAUCGGACGGAGGUAUUGUCCAGAAAAAAUACGUUCUGUCCAAAUCGCAGUACGAAUUCGGCCCGUUGCUCAUUGGAAAGCCGCCGUCGUUGCGGGCGGAACCGGUCGGGUCCGAUCCGUACAAAGCGGCCAAGGUCACAAACGCCGAGGUGUUUCGAAUAUCAAACGCGUCCAAAUACACGUGCCAGCUCCACUUUGCGUUUGAAAAGGUCGUAGAACAGCCCGUGUUUUUCGUCGAGCCAGCGUCGGUGGACUUGCACGAGGGCGACACGGCCGAAGUCAUCGUGUGGGCAUUUCCAAUCGCAAAAGGGCUGGUCGAAGACACGCUUGUGUGCUGCAUCGUAGACAACCCCGACCCCGUCGUCUUUCCCGUGUCGUGCAUUGGGUGUGUCCCUUCCUUACAGGUCACGGGUGUCCCCGUGGUGGGUGAGCCCCCCGAGAAAGUGAUGGAUUUCGACCGGCUCUUGCUCAACAGGCGCGAAGACAAGCAGUUCACUGUGGCAAACACGUCCGAGAUUCCUGUAGCAUGGAAACUUGGGCUCGGGAAUAGCCCUGCUGAGUUUGAAUUUGCACCAAAGGAAGGCGUGCUCAAGUCAAAUCAACGCGCGACUGUUGGAGUCUCGUUCACGGCGUCCAAGGAAGGGCUGUUUGGGUUCCCAGUCGACGUCGAGUAUUCGGACGCUGAGAACGGGUUCCAUCCAAACCACAUGGAGAAAGUUCAGAUCAAGGCCGAAGCGUACAAGAUCGACGUGUGUUCGUUCGAAGGGGACUCCGCAGUCGAUAGCGAAAAAAUGAACGGGAUGCUGGACUUUGGUCUCAUGCGAGUCGGCGAUUCCGUCAUGAAGAGUUUUCAAUUGCGGAAUCGCGGCAAGUACGACAUCAAGGUGCUGCUCUCGAUCAAGCGAAACAAGGAGCUGUUUCAAAUCAAGCCGUUAGACGCGGUCAUUGCGCCAGGCAAAGUGCAACCGAUUGAAGUCACGUGUCGGAGCGAGUCGGAGAUUGUCCUUCGCGACUGCAAAGAUAUCAAGUGCGUCAUCAUGGAAAAUCUGACAGGGGAAGUGUACAACGAGUUUCCCGUCCUGUUGCAUUGCCGCGUCGUGUUUAGCAAGUUCCGAUUGCAACCGGCGCGGGGGCUGAGCUUUGGCUCGAUGCGGUUCAACGAAGAAAAGAAGACGAAGCGCCUCGAGUUGCGCAACGACGGCGAGUUUACGUUCAAGUUCCGCGUUCAGCCGCACAGUGACGCCCCGUCGCCGCUGACGCUGGACACCCCCGUGGACCCGAAACCGCUACAACUGGGGCAAUUUAGCAUUUUUCCCAACUCUGGCACGUUGGAUCCAGGUCGCAUCAUGGCAUUUGAUGUGGGGUUUCAGCCGUUGGGAGCAGCCGUCUUUCGAGAAAUGUUUCGUUUGGACGUGAGUGGUCGCGACAGCGCCAAUGAAACGGAAUCGGCCGCGUUGACGUACGAGCUGAAUGGCGAGAGCUGCUACCCUGGCAUCAACACGACCGACAUGGAGAGCAUCUUUGAAGAGCAGGCGGUCAUUCGUACGUUUGGUCUGGAAUCGAAUCAAGAAUUCCGACCCCGCAACCAGCCCAUCUUUGCCCAAGUCGAGAAACUGUUUGACUUUGGCGCGAUCAUUGUGUCCAAGAGCGUGAUUGAACGAUACAAAAUCUCUAACCCGACCAAGGUCCUGGCGUCCGUCACCUUUUCCAUCAAGGGGGACGCCGACGAGGCGCCGCCUACGUUCACCGUGCAGCCUAGUGUGUGGGACAUUCCUCCGCAUGAACACCGCUAUGUCAAUGUUCACUUUAAGCCGGUCGCGAUGCGGAUGUACCAUGCCGUGUUUACAGCGUCAGUCGUGGAUGGGGCGGACCCGGCAUGCAGUCAGCUCCAGUUCGACGUGCGAGGGGAAGGCACGAUGCCGUGUGUGACGAUUGAAAAGCCGACGUUCCGAGAGGCGUCGGGGGUUCUCGCACUCGCGUUUGGCCGCGUGCGUGUGGGCAAGUCCAAGGACAUGUCGCUUCUUGUGCGCAACGACGGAAUUGUGCCAGCGACAGUGAUGUUCAGCAUGCCCACGAGCACCAACUUUUCGUUCCCGGACUCGCACAAUUCGGUCACGAUGGCCCCGAAGACGUCUCAAGCAUUUGAAAUCACAUUCAAGCCACUCAAGGUCCACGAGGAGCUGUGUGUGGCCAACCUGAAGCUGAGCGUCCAGUACAACCAGUUUGAAGAAACCAUUGUCAAAUUGACGGGGCAGGGGUAUCGGGAGUUCGUGGUUCUGGAAGACUUGAAAGACGAAGACGAGAUGAACUUUGAAGACGUGGAUUUGGACCACGUCCAGGCCAAGCCGGAGGAAAAGACGUUCAGUGUGGCGAAUCACUCGACCGACAUGGUGCGCUUUGCCUGGCCUAUCCACACCAACGUCAAGUUCGUCCCAACGAUCGGCCACCUCUUCCCCAAGUCCCAAAAACAUAUCCGUGUCACGUUUACCCCGACGCCAGCCACCCCUGCAUAUAUCCAGGAACGGAUGGCACUUCAGCUGCAGAAAAUCAAGCGCGUGGACGCCACCGACUGGGACGACAGCAUGAAAGUAGCAUCGAAUGACCAAGUCACGAGUGCGCCCGAGCCAACGUUCGAGCCCGACGGCGCGUUGAAUCCGCUGUCGCUGCAAGUGUUUGCCGUGGCCGAUCAAGCGCAGUAUUCGUGCGACGUUGAAACGAUCUUGUUCAAGAAAACGUUUAUGUUUCAAGCGUGCUCGUACAAAUUCACCCUGACGAAUCCGUCCAAGAUUCGAUUGGGGUACUCGUGGAGCUGGCUAUCGCUCACGACCGUCGACGAGAUUCCGUUUUCAAUUGCCCCCGAGAGCGGUGAAAUCCCCGGCGGCGACGUGCAAGAGUUCAUCGUUCGGUUCGCUCCAACCGAAGUACACGAGUUCUUGUUCAAGUUGACAGGCCACAUGAAGAACGGAAAGGAGCACGUGAUCCAAGUUCAAGGGAUUUCGUUGCGGCCCGUGUGUCAUGUGGACCUCGAGCAAAGCGAUUAUUCAGCGCGACGGGCGCUCAACUUGGUCGGUCCAAGCGGCGAACUCGGACCGCUCGAUCCGUCUGUCCGUGUCGUCGAAAUGGAAUCGCUCGGGAUUCGAGUUCGCAACACGAAGCGGUUUUACGUGAUCAACCCGACCAACAUCUCGUACGAGUUUGUGUGGAUCCCCGAAGGCAACGUGAAUCCGUGCUUUCGCUGCGCCACGCCAAAGGGGCUCAUGUUGGCCGGGAAGCGAUGCGAAAUGGUAUUUGAGUUCACCCCGCAGCAGAUGGACCUCCAAGAAAUGUUUUGGCGUUUGAAGAUUCCACAAUUUCAAGUCGACCAGUUGUUUCUGUUCGUGGGCACGACAUCCGAGCCACGUGUGCUUUUUGAUCGAGGUGGCGUCAAUUUUAGCACGCUACUGCUGGGGAGCAGGGCCGUCCACAGCGUGCACCUGAUCAACGACGAGCACCUUCCGUUCAACUUUGCCUUUGACAAAGUUAGCUUCUUGGGCGAGAAGCCCGUCGUGAGCUUAACGCCACUGUCCGGUGUUGUCCCGCCCAACAGUCGAUGUCCUGUCGAAAUCGAGUUUGCCCCGGUCGAAGAGAAGCAGUACAACUUUAACAUCAACUGCCACAUCAAGCGCAAACCCAGCCGACUAAGCUUGAACAUUAAGGGUGAAGGGUACGCAAUUCACGACUUUGUCGUCCUUCAAGAGGACGAGGGCUCGUACAGCGCUGCGCCGAUUGAGCCCAACACGGUGCAGCUCCUGGACUUUGGUAUUGUUCGCGUCAACGAGAAACUGCGCAAGUCGCUCGUGAUUUCGAACGCAGGCAAGUUCAACUUUGAAUUCAACGUGAACUGGGCAUCGGGAACGCAUCCGAUGGUGACGAUUGAACCGAUGCAUGGCACGGUGCGGAAGAACGACAAAGUUAAGUGCAACAUUACGUUUUCGCCAACGCUCGAGACGUCGUUGGAUUCGUUGCAGCUUGUGUGCACGACGGCCGGGUCCCGAGAGUACAUUUUCAAGCUCCACGGGAGUUCCGUCCCACCGGCGGUCGAGUUUUCGUUCGUGUCGCAUGACUUUGGCGCUUGUUUUAUCGCUGAACCCGACGCGGUGCCGAUUGUAGAAACCAUUGUGCUGCGCAUUGCCAACCAAGACGCCGACAUGGACAUCAGCAUCGACUGCUCGUUUGAGAAGCGGUCGCAUUUGCGGGUGCAAGUUCAGCCGACGGUCCUGGGGCCGCACGACGUUGUCGAAGUGCCCAUCACGUUCAUUGCACGGACCGAAGGCAAUUACGAGGAAGUAAUCCCGUUUACCAUCAACGGCACCACCGUCGUCAACGUCACCAUCAAAGGCGAGGGAAUUUACCCCAAGGUGGAACUGGUCGGAAACGUCCAGCAAGUGGUCAACUUUGGCACGCUCCAAAUUGGACAGUCGCUGUCACGCUUUAUCAAGCUGCUGAACCGAUCCAAGCGCAAGACGUCCGUGGAGCUCAUGUCGCCAAACCCGGACAUCACCAUCUUCCCGCAGCACGACAUUCAACUGAAGCCGCGUGAAUCCGUCGACGUCGAACUCCGUUUUGCCCCCACCCGGCGCAUUCAGUCGUUUCAAGAAGAAUUGUCGAUGGAAAUUGCUGGCACGCGCAAGAAAUUGCUCGUCAUGACGGGGUGGUGCCAAGGCAUGGACGUGCAACUCGAGACAGAAACGCUUGGGUUCGGGUCAGUCGUGUUUGGGUCCCAACUCGUUCGCAAGGUGCUGCUGCAGAACCGAGGCGACCUCGUCGCCAAGUUCAUGUGGGACUUGAAGCGGUUCGGCGCGGAUUUUACGAUAUCGCCAACCGAAGGCAUGAUCUUGCCCAACCAAGACAAGCAAUUCGAGGUUACGUUCCGUCCGCAAAAGAUAAACGAUGACAUUCGCCAUGACAAGAUCCCGUGCGCCAUCGAGGGCGGCGACUUUGUCACGCUGACGCUGACAGGGUCUUGCGUUGCCAUGGUCGAGUCCGCAAUGAAGGAGCUCGUGUUCGAGUCAAAGGUGCGAAAGGAAACGACAAAAGAGAUCGUGAUUGAAAACAAGACGAACCAACCGUGGAAUUUAAUCCCCGUUGUGACGGGAGAGCACUGGCAUUGCAUGGAGAAUGUCGCUGUGCCGGCGGGAGGAAAGGCCACGCUUCCUGUCACGUACUGUCCUCUCACCAUGACCCAGCUCGCAACGGACCCUCGAGAACGACCGAAGCGGCACACGGGCGGCAUCUUCUUUGCCAUCCCGGACGGAUCUGCGAUCAAUUACAACUUGGUUGGCACAGCGUCCGAGCCGGAAGCGAUGGACACAGUCCAAGUCAAGACUCCCGCGAAGAAGUCUUUGCCGAUGAAGCUCCCGAUCAAGAACUGGCUCAAGUGUGCACAGGUCUUCGAAGUGCGGAUCGAAAACACCCAUAAAUCGACGUUUGUCCAAGGCGCCGACACGAUCACCGUUCCACCCAAUUCGCAGCGAGACUACGGACUCAAAGUGUAUGCGUACACUGAGGGCCCGAACGAGUUCAAGAUCACGUUCACCAACCCUGAGAACGGCGAGUACUUGUUCUACUUUGUGCACGUGGAUGUGACCGCGCCGGGUGUGAUCGACACGCUCGUGUUCCAUGCCCCAGUACGGCAAACCGUCAAGAAACUCAUCACGAUCGAGAAUCCGUUCCCGGAGUCGACCGUGAUUCAAUUCGAUGAAGGAACGAAGUGGUGGCGAUGUUCGUCGCCGUGUGUGCGUGUGCGGCGGUUGGGCGAGCUCACGGCCCGCACAGAGGGGGCAUUCGAGGUCGAGUACAGGCCGCUGUUGCACGGCGAGCCGACCGAAGUGGACUUGACUAUUUCGUGCCAACCGUUGGGUGACUACAACUACAAGCUUCACUUGAGCACGUCGCCCGCAGGGAUUGAUCGAAUUUUGUACUUUCACGUUCCGUUGGGUGGAUGCCAAACCCAAGCGUUCCGCUUCCAGUCGUUCGUGUCCAAGCCAUGCGACUUCAAGUGCCUCGUGCACCAGCCAACGUUUUUCAACGUGAGCCCGACGGUCAAAGUGGACGCGUCCGACUGGGACGGCGCCGAGUGCACCAUCUCGAUCAAAUUUGAGCCUGAAGCGCUAGGCGAGAUUCGUGACACGUUGGUGUUGACAUCUGACCACGGAGGCGAGUACAAAUGCACGUUGCAGGGUCAAAGUGUGCCCCCCCUGCCCCAGGGACCGUUUGUGUUUGCCACGACCAAGGAAAUCGAGUUCAAGAACGUUUUCAACGCAGCCAGGGAGUUUGUUUUCACCAUGGACAACCCGGCAUUCAGCGUCAACACGAAACAAGCGACAAUUGGCCCCAAGUCCGUCAAAUCCGUGGUCGUCAAGGUCGAGGACCAGUCUGCGCCAAAGCCCCUCGUCGGGAAAUUACUCGUGACAUGUCCCGCGCUCGUCGACUUGCCCCCAUGGGUGUACUACCUCGAGGCGGACACCUCGGACAGCAAAAAAUAGACCUCCAGCCUGUAAAUUAUGUAU
Molecule: messenger RNA, 13658 nt
Organism: Aphanomyces invadans
Lineage: Eukaryota; Oomycota; Saprolegniomycetes; Saprolegniales; Verrucalvaceae
Exons: 3
Coding region: 63-13634 (4523 amino acids)
Biological process (GO): axonemal central apparatus assembly; cilium movement
Cellular component (GO): axoneme
Source: RefSeq, a predicted model, not a curated record